This is a messenger RNA of Durusdinium trenchii, 5478 nucleotides long. Lineage: Eukaryota; Dinophyceae; Suessiales; Symbiodiniaceae. The record is from the annotation of a GenBank genome assembly.
AUGGCCGUGGAAGGCCUCUUCCACCAGCUCUUCUUCCUCGAUGCGACGACGCCUGCGACCGGUACCAUUGCCCGGGAGAAAGCCGCCGCGACCGACCAUGACCACGCCACGGGUCGUGCGAGCGGCUUCUUUGCGGAGCCGAGCCAGCGGAACGUGCAGUGGCACCAGGAUGAAGAGGUGUUGCCGUCUGGCUUCCUGGACCAUCAAAGCCAUGCGUCCUGGGAGCCUCCGCUGCAUCCGCAGCUGAAACCGUGGCUGCCCGGUGGCGACGCGGCGGAGCUGUCAGAGGAUCUGCCCGACCUCGGUGAGCACCGUGCGGUCUACUUGGAUGAGGAAGCAAGGUUGCCGGCGAUGCCGUCCACGGUGGCCUGGCUUUGGCCCUCCGUCGAGGCCCUUGAAUCUCGGGCUGCCUGGGACGGCUUCCGCGCCCAGCCGAGCCCCGGAAGCGACGCCCACGUGGCGCGCAGCGCGUUUUGGGCCCUGCAGGGGGUUGGAUCGCAGCUCUUUCAGGUGGACCAGCUCACCGAUCACGUGCGCUUUGCCCCAGCUGAACCGGGGGGUGUACCCCGAGCCGGGGUGCUGGAGCACACACUGAUGCGUCACUGGGCGGCUUGCUGCACCGGAUGCUUGCGCUUGAGGCGCAUUGGUGAGGACUUGCGCUCCAGCUCCAGCCGAUGCUCGCAGGCCUUGGGUGAAGUUUUGAAGGAGCUCCUCAUGGCCGUCGACCAAGACAUCUACCAGCGGGUGCGGCCUGAUGCGAGGAGGAGCAGCUUCCUGAAGCUUCACGUGGCCGCCGAUCGAUGGUUCCGGCGCUUGCAACCGGUCUUGGCGUUGUGCGGCGUGAACGAUGCGGUGCCCGACUCGCCCCUGCCCGAAGGCGUGGAACUCUUGGAACACAUUUUCACCUCGUGCCGUGUGCAUGAGAUUUCGACCACCACCUUCCAAGCCACAUCUCAUGAGCUGCCAUCGCUGUUCUCACCGCACGAGACCAUCUUGCUUUGGACCUUCCAGCGCACCAUGCAACCCUUCCUGGACGGCUUGUCGGCCUGGUCGCAGUUCGGGACUCCAUUGCCCAGGGAGUUCCAGUCUCCCUCCGGCGGGAUGAAGUUGCCUCGGUUCCUGGCGUCGCUGGACGUUGAACUCCAGGGCCUGGCUCCCAAGCUUGCCAUCCUCAGCUCCGCCGCCACGGCAGCGGGCGCCGUCGCCGUCCGCGCCGCCGUCCGCGGUCCACCGGUGCCGGAGCUGCGCGCGGGUGCAUUCUUGGCCGCGGAGGGGCGCGAAGUGCGGGCCUUCCUGGGCGGAGCGCAGGAAGAAGCGGAGGCUCCCGGCGACCCCAGCUGCUUGGCGGUCUUCGUGUCCCUCACCGAGCCACCGGUGUGGCCACCGCCCGCGCCCGAGCCGCCCGAGCUGCCGGUGUGGCCACCGGUGGAGACUGCGGAGGUGAAGGCCGUUCCGCCGCCGGUGCAGACGGAGGAAGAACCCCGCGCGGCGACACCGCGGUGGGCGACUCCGCGGACACCACGGACAGCACGGCCUUUCACUCCCCGUGUGACACCUGAAGAGGCUGCCAGGCGCAAGCAGCAGGAGGAGCUGAAGCUGGCGCUGGACGCGCAGGUCGCCGAGAAGCGACAGAUUGAUGAAGAGAAGAAGCAGCUUGAAGCAGAAGAGGAAGCCAAAGAACGCUUUCUGUUGGAUGUGGGCGAUGAAUUCUUGGAGGAGGCGCGACAGAGGAUUCUGGAUGAGCAUGAGAUGCAGCAGAGGCAGACGGAGCAGGAGUCCCGGUUGAUCCGCUGGAACUUGGAGCGCUUCAAGCGGUCGCAGCAGCUGGUGGAGCUGUGGACACGUGAAGCUGAGUUUUAUGCUGAAGAGCUGAAGAGCCUGGCGCCACAAAUGGAGCCGCAGGCGGCUGCUUGGGGCCCUGUGGUCAAUCCCUGGGCACGAAGAAGCGAGGACAUCCAUCCAGAAGCGAGGCCUGGCCUCACUGUUUCAGCCAUUGCUGAAACGGCCGAAACGGCAGAGGAGUUUGCUGUGGACCAGAUCUCGAGGGGAAGAGGAUCGGACGUUCCAUCGGAGAGAGAUCCGGAGCACCGAGAAGAAGCUGAUCAGCCAAGACCAGAAGAGCCACCUCUGGAAGAGCCAGAAGAACCCGAGGAUCAGAUGGAAGAUCCACCUCAGGCAAAUCAGGAUCAGAAUGAUCACACCAUCCUGAACGCAGUGCUUCCAAGCCUAGAUCCAGAUGGGUCAGAUGCAGGUGAUUCAGCAGGCUCUGGAGCUUCUCCAGUUGAAGAUGACGCUCUUGAAGCAGGUGAUCCUUCACCCGCGACUGCUGGCCGCCCUUCCCACCCAGCUGGCCAGCCCUCAGUGCAAGAGCUCCUGGCGCCGACCGAUCCUCCGGUCGCCCCGACCGACCCUCCGGUCGCCCCGGGUCCCGCCGGACCGGCCGCCGCUGCCGGUGCGGCCGCGGCGGCUGAAGAGGCACAGUGGCGGCAGGUGUUGCGGCAGGUGCGGCGGCACCUCUACGCUGCGUGCUGUGCGCGGCUGGCGCGGCAGGCGGCCCUGGCGCCGGUGGCAGAGGUGGAUCUGGGCGACUUCUUCAAAGGGCUGACUGAGGCGAAGCGCCAGGAGGAGACCGGAGACGCAGCGAGACCGGAGACCGGGCGACGUUCGGCGUAUUCCUGGUGGAUUGCGACGGAUGUGCUCGAGGCCCAGCAACUGGGCUCCAGACCCUUGGAGGUGGCUCUGGAGAGCUGCCUGCUCCGUCCGUUGAGGAAGCAGUCCCAAUGGGUGGACGCGAAGGUGGUCGAACAGGUGUUUCAGCUGAAGUUGGUGAAACGCAUCGACCUGCUCCGGCGCGUGUUGCUGAUGAGCGAGAGCCGCCUGCUGUCGCCCUUCCUGGUGGAGGCGUUGUCUUUGGCGCGCAUGGCCGGUUCUGGCCCUGUGCCCGGGGCGAACGGAGACCAGGCCGAGCUCCAGCGCACCGAAGCGGCUCUAAACGGCCUCUUCCAAUCGUUGGUCCCUCUGUCGGGGGAGGAGGAAGCCUUCCUCAGCGGUCUGUCGUUGCAUUUGGCGACAUCACCAUCUCCCCUAGGACAUGGGCCCGUACGCUUUCUGGACGGCAUCAGUUUUAGCCUGAAGCUGGACUUUCCCAUGAGCCUCUUCUUCGAGGAGCCCAUCAUGUUGCAAUAUUCCAGGCUGUUUCGCCUCGUUGCUUUGGUGAAUCACGUGCUCGAAGGUCUCAAGUCCAGUUGGUUCUUCUUGUCGUUGCGACCAUCAACCACUGCUACCCUAGGUCUGGAGAUGCGCCUCGUGGCGGCCGUCCGGCAGCGGCUUCACCACUUCGCCGGCACGCUGCACCGGUAUUUGUUGCUGGACGUGAUCGCUUCGGAGUUCCGGCGCAUGGAGGCGAAGAUGCAGCUCGCGACUGGGCUGGAGCAGAUCUUCUCUGCGCAGAGGAGUUGCCUCAUGCAGUGCCUGGUGAAGUCCUUCCUGGACGGGGCGCAGGAAUCCCAGGAGGCCUUGGCGGCGGUGGUCGGGAUCUUGAGCCAGGCCCUCCAACUGCAAAGCCUUCUCGACGAGGUGGGCUCGGUGAAGCGCUUCCCGGCCUGGGUGAUGCGUCGGCUGCAGGGAAUCCAUGUGGGCUUUCAAGAGCUCAGGACGACGCUCCGCGCGUGUCGACCAGGCUUCGCCCCGGAAGAGGCAGAGGACUUUUUCGAGGCAUGGCUGCUUCAAUGGUCGCGCCACUGCGACCAGACCAGCGCCGGAGUGGAAAAGACGUUGUACUCGCGGCGGAUGUGCGUGGCCGUGGCGAGUGGGUCGGGAGGAUGGGGAGCUGCGGACAAAGUCUUGCCGCUGCCAUCAGAGGUGCCCCCACAACCCAAGGCGAUUCCGCCCAAGCCCCAGGGCCUGCUGGGCAAAGCCAAGGCCUUUGGCAAGGACAUGGUGAUGAAUGCCGUGUCGGAGUUCUUUGGCAGUGCGGGCGGGAAGGGUGACCCGGACGUCGGCAGGCAAUGUGCGGAGCUCUAUGGGCUCUUCCAGAGAAAGAACAUCAUGGAAGCGCCAACGGAUGCUGUACUCCGCAUUAACCGAGGAGCUCCGAAGGGGCUCGCAGAUUUGGAGGAUGACAAGGCGCCUGGUGGGCUCUUCCUUCAACACACAGCCUCACAUCAGUGGUACCAUUGCUUCAUCUUAGGCAAAAAGGAGGAUGCACAAUUGCAGUGUGUGGCCAUGGACCCCGACGAGCUCUUCCGUGCCAAAGGCAUCUGUGGCGCGCAGGCGUGUGACUUUGACCGAAGCACCUUCAAGACGGAAUGCCUGACCAGGGUCAUUGGCUUGGUCGGUCGACCCCAAUGCGUUUACGUGGGGCACCACAUGGAGCUGCACCCGAAGGACAUCAUGGGGAAGCCCGUGCCUUACUCCGUGUACAUCCUCAGCUGCCCUCCCUUGCCGCCCCCUCCAGUGAAAUGCGCCAGUCGCAGCAUGCGGGGUGCGGCGUUUCUGGAGGCGAAAGAGACGCGGCCGAUGACGACCUUGGUGCCGGUGCGGGACUCCUUUCGAGUCUCUGCUCUGGGUGCUCAGGCGGACUCCACCAAGCGCACGGGCCCGGCACACUCCUUCGGCACCGCCAAAGGCGGCGUGAAGGUGUUCAUCUCGAAGAAGCUGGCCAAGUCCAAGAUCGGCGUGGGCACGCCUGGCCCGGUCUACCACGUGCCCUCGACGGUGGGCGCUGCGCCCAGCUUCUCGUUCGGCAGCGAUGAAGCAAGGAAGCAUCCAUCUGCCAAGUAUCCCGACUCCAGCGUGGACCUCACCAGCGCGACGGUGGACACGCAAAAGGUGAAGUUCCACAGUACUCCACAAGUCCACCUGGGUUCUGAGGAUCGCUCGAGCCUGAAGAAUGCAGAGAUCCUGCGGACGAACGCGGAGCUUGCCAUGGGCAUGGAAUCACCCUCAGCCCUGGAGUACUUUCCCAAGGAGAUCCACAAGACGGUGCCGGCGUACUCCUUUGCCUCCAAGAUGAGGAAGCCGAAAGAGGAGACCAGGGUGCAGACGUUGCAGCUUGGAAGUCCCAGGACCUUGGGCCCAGGCUCCCAUGCUCCGGCCACCUCGCUGGGCAACCAGCCCACCAGUCCACGCCGCACCGCGCCGGCCUGGUCGAUGAGCGGGAAGAGCCCCCGUAAUCCACCGCCGACGGAAUUGCUGGCCAUUGAAGACAAAGUCUUCAGCUCCAUCGGAAAACAGGUCUUGAGCACCAUUCGUUCCCCUCCGGGCGUUGGGGUGGCCAAGAGCACGCGGGACCAGAGCAACAGGACGGCGCUCUACGUGUCCGACAUGGACCGCCCGGCGAUGGGGCCGAAGCCCACCUUCCACAUGGACCUCCCGGCCCGGGGCCGCGAAGGGGGCUGGAGUCUGGUGGAGUCGGGGCUGGAGUCUGGCACAGUGCUGGGCGGACUUGAGUCGAAACGGUGUUCCCCCUAUCCAUGA